Molecule: messenger RNA, 1907 nt
Organism: Morus notabilis
Lineage: Eukaryota; Viridiplantae; Streptophyta; Magnoliopsida; Rosales; Moraceae
Product: triose phosphate/phosphate translocator, chloroplastic
Exons: 13
Coding region: 435-1676 (413 amino acids)
Biological process (GO): transmembrane transport
Cellular component (GO): membrane; Golgi apparatus
Molecular function (GO): antiporter activity
Source: RefSeq, a predicted model, not a curated record
GGUGAUUGGACAACACAGUCCCCUUCUUCUUAAGCCUCUCGCUGGGGAUAAGAUGGGCCCCACUUUACCCGCCUCCCAAAUCGCAAUAUCCGCCUCUCCCCUCCCUCCUAAAAUCCAUCCACCAGCUCGCCAAUAAUCCCCUCCCUACCAUCACUCCUCCCAACCGUAGACCAUCACAAUCCCCACCGUUGAAUUAAUUUACUGAUUAUAUCACCAGAGCUGUACUUCAAAUUAUACAUCUCAUGGCGAUUGUACAUUCUUAGCAUGCGUUGAAUCUUACGAGAACCAGAACUAACAAAUAAAAACAAAGCAAUUAACGUACGGAAACGGUUCACAAUACUGUGGCCAAAGGCCAUUACGUUGUGUCCAUAAGAACUGAGUGUAGCUUCCAAGACCACAAUUUCUCCUCUCUGCUCCUACAUUCGCCGCCAGUCAUGGAGUCGCGUCUGAUCUCACGCGCCACCGCCUUCGCCGCCAUCCCUCACCUCCGGAAGCCGACGGGCAGGGACCUCGGAGGUGGAAGCUCCAGCUCCUCCGUUCCGGCGAGGCCGAUCGGCGCCGUCGGGGAGGGCGGAAACCUGAUUUGGGGGAGGCAGCUAAGGCCGGCGUUGCUGCUUGAAAGCUCGCCGGCGCCGGCGCCGGCAACGAGGAGGGAGAUUCUCCGGCCUUGCCUGGCCGCCGCGUCGUCGCCCGCAGAUGGGAGCGAUUCCGCCGGGGAAGCGAAGGUCGCUCCGAUCGGGUUUUUCAACAAGUAUCCGGCGCUCGUCACCGGCUUCUUCUUCUUCAUGUGUGUCCACCAGGUAUGCUUAAUUAAUUUGAUUACUGAAAGUAAGAUAUUUUGUUGUGCAAGCAGUUUUGUGUCUGUAGUGCACUUGUUGGUCGGGGUGGUCUACUGCUUGAUCAGCUGGGCCGUGGGCCUUCCUAAGCGUGCUCCGAUCGACUCGAACCUGUUGAAGUUGCUAAUCCCAGUUGCUGUGUGUCACGCACUUGGCCACGUGACCAGCAACGUCUCAUUUGCAGCAGUUGCCGUCUCUUUCACACACACGGUCAAAGCUCUUGAGCCCUUCUUCAACGCUGCUGCCUCUCAAUUUAUCCUUGGACAAUCUAUUCCCAUCACUUUAUGGCUAUCCUUGGCUCCUGUUGUUCUUGGUGUGUCAAUGGCAUCAUUGACCGAGUUGUCAUUCAACUGGACUGGUUUCAUCAGUGCUAUGAUAUCCAACAUCUCCUUUACUUACAGGAGUAUCUAUUCAAAGAAAGCCAUGACUGAUAUGGACAGUACCAAUAUCUAUGCCUACAUCUCCAUCAUUGCUCUGUUUGUCUGCAUUCCACCUGCCCUCAUUGUAGAGGGACCUCAACUAAUUAAGCAUGGUUUUAAUGAUGCAAUUGCAAAAGUUGGUCUAGUCAAGUUCAUUACAGAUCUCUUCUGGGUGGGAAUGUUUUAUCACCUUUACAACCAGUUGGCCACCAACACUUUGGAGAGGGUAGCACCACUCACACAUGCCGUUGGUAAUGUGUUGAAACGUGUGUUCGUGAUUGGCUUCUCCAUCAUCAUCUUUGGUAACAAGAUUUCGACACAGACCGGAAUUGGUACCAGCAUUGCUAUUGCCGGAGUGGCAAUUUACUCUUACAUCAAGGCCAAGAUGGAAGAAGAGAAACGACAAGCGAAGGCUGCCUGAGAAGAAAUGAAGGAUGGACAUGGUGGAAAUCCUGCACUGUAAAUUUUAUAUAUUACCUUCAGAAUACAUCAAAUAUUUGAGUAUUUGUUAUUUCUGCCAUUGUUCGCUUCCCCUUUUAUCCCAUUUAUUUUUCUCCGAUUCAGGUAUAAACAACUGCUAAUUUGCGAUGCUCUCAUGUUUAAUGAAAAUAAUGUAAGCCUUGAGAGAGUCAACGGAAUGUUUGGAGAAAAA